Messenger RNA from Lolium perenne, 5083 nucleotides. NCBI's taxonomy places the organism in Eukaryota, Viridiplantae, Streptophyta, Magnoliopsida, Poales, Poaceae. The record is from RefSeq and is a predicted model, not a curated record.
UUCGAACGGUCGGGCCGUCGCCGGAUGGGACAGUGGGGAGUUGUUGGCAAGGCUGCUGCGGAUGGUAAUCAAGACACCACUGGAGGAGUCGCUAAGGAUGAGCUGAGUUGAUUCUUCGGCUCCGUCCUUUCGGCGCCCACAAAAUUUCUGGUGCGGUGGGGUCUCAAGACCUCAAUGAAGCCAUCUGUGUUCUGCCGUCGCCUAAGGUGUUCUGGAGGAGCAGGGUCUCCAUGCUAAACUUUGGUCAGCAUGGGAAAAAUGGAGCCCAACUAUCUGCUAUUUUCUCAGAUGGACAAAUCGCCGAGUCUCAUUUGAAGACGUUGCUAAUGCAAUUAUGCAUGCAAUUAUUAGUACAUCCAGUUAUCUCCUACGUAGUACUAAUUUUUGGGAAAAUUUCUUAUCUACUAAUUUAAAAUGUCAGCUUUGACACUACUGAAUUCUACCUUCAAGGAAACAUAACAUCUGUGACUAGCAGUCGGAUUGCAUCAUUACCACUCUGCCAAGAUCUGUGAGGUUACUUUUAAGAUUUAACAUUUAUUCGAACUUCCAAAUUUAUCCUGGUUGUUCUUCACUUCUUCUGUUCGACUUCAUUCUUUUCUCUAGUUGGUCUCAGUCUCUCAGAUACCUAAAAAUUAGGUAUCAUUUAGGUUUCAGCCACAUUCCAGUCUGUAGGAUAGGCCCAUUAUUUGUCUGACUGGUCAUACCAAUAACAAAACCUCAUCCAUAAGCGAAUUCAAGUUAGUUUGAUUUUUCCUCAAUUUUCCUGCUUUUGGCACAUAAGUAUUUUUUCCGGUUCUGAUUUCAAGUGAGAAAGGAUAUAUUUGUGCAGAGCCCAAGGCUUGAGGCGUCCAGGAAAAGCUAUUGUUCGUGUUGAUAUACAGAUUGAAAUAUUUGAGAUCGACAGAUCAUAACUAUUCGAUAUUAUGAGAAAAAGGAACAGGUUGCGCAUCUAUAACACUAGUACUAAGACUAAUGUAUGAUCUUCCCCGUUGCCUGCCAAUCUUGCUGCAUUCUAGAUUUGUUAGAUGCAUAGGAGAUACCAAUUCAAGAUUGAGGAAUUCAUUGCAGCGAAUUCAUUAUAUUUCGUCUUUUCUGUUCCCACAUGUUCCGGUUUUUGGCUUUUUACUAGCAUGCUCAUCUUUAUACAAAUUGUGAGAAAAAUGAUAUGGCGGGCGUUUUGACCAUUUGAAAUCAUGAAACAUUGCUGAGCCAAUAUGUCCAUCACAACGGAAUCAUGAUCCCAGAGUGAUUUAAUUGGCUUUUGAGUAAUGAACUAAUGUUCAAUAUGUUUUUCUUCUCAAGAUAAUAUGGCAUGCAUUACUACCUCUUUACUGGAUGUUGUUCUUUUGGAUUGCGAUGUUGAGCUUUAGUUGUGGCUCAAGACUAGGAAUAGUGUUUGCCAAUGAAGAAUAUUUCUAAUGAUGUUUGGGUGUGCAACUAAUCCAAUGUGAUAAACAAUUGUGACAUCAUGUUGGCUCAGUUUCCAGUUGUUGAACUGUGCUGUGCUGAAACUUAUUUUGUAAGCUCUACGGAACAGUAGUUGUGACAAGUUGACACCCUGUUGGAAAACCAUAUUAUGAUCUGCCUACCGCCCAAAUAACCAAACUGAAAUUUUACACUCAUCACAUAGUUGGUCACAGAUCUUGGCAGAGUGGUAAUGAUGCAAUCCGACAAUUAGUCACAGAUGUUGUGUUACCUUGAAGGUAGAAUUAGUAGUGUUUUACAAAGGUACAAUUCGUAUUUGUCUGUUAGCCAGACAUCAAAUUUAUUUUCUCUGAAGCAUUUCAAAACCAGGUAGACAAACUGUAAAAUACGAAAAAUGGCACCGUCAAUUGGGAAUAUAAUAAUUAAACGCACUGCCAAAUGCAGCCACAAUCUUUCAGUCUUUUUGUAUCUUGUUCAGAUUGGGGGCUUGAAUCUUGAUUGUACUGUUGAAACAAGGCUAUGAGUGUUUGGUAUUUUUUGUAAUUUGUUAUAAUUAUAUUAUCCUCUUCUGCAAAAUUCAUACGUUCCUAGGAAAUUAGUAACCGUCCAAUAUAAUCUAGAUACAUAUAUACUGCUAAUAUCCCUAAAGUUAGAAGUAAAUAAAUUGUUUCAUAAGUAUUUUUCUGCUAUUCACUGCUUGCUUGGUCUGAUAGUCAGCUUGUCACUUUCCUGGUAUUUUCCAGUCCGACUUUUCAUAGGCCGAUAGUGAUAGUAGUAGGAACCAUUCCACCACUUCAAUCACGCAGUAUUGAAAAACAGUGAUCUGUUCACACUUCUCUUUCUCUCUCUCUCUCUCUCUCUCUCUCGAUCGACAGGAUUAGACUGGAAGGUUAGUUUUUGUUCAACGUAAAUUUCUCUCCAUCUUCUCCACCCAAUCUUAUGGCCUUUGCGGUAAGCAUGCAUCUGCUUCUUGUCCACUGCAUCAUCAUCUUGCUGCUGAUUUCCUGGCCCUUCAGGUCUGUGCUUCUCUGCACACCUGUCAGUGUUCUUGCCCCUGGAAUGAGACUCACUCCUGGCAAAACUCUCACAUCUGACCAAGGUUCGUUCGCCUUAGGCUUCUUUUCCCCCUCAAAUUCAACUCAAAAUACGUAUGUUGGCAUAUGGUUCAACGACAUCCCCGUGCACACCGUCGUCUGGGUUGCCAACCGUGAUAACCCGAUCACCGAUGCUUCAUCUGCGAUGCUUGGUAUGACCGACAACUCCACCCUUGUGUUAUCUGAAAGCAGUGGUCAGCACAUACUCUGGAUCACAAACACGGUCACUGGCAGCAACUCAUCAGUCAAACUUCUCAACAAUGGCAACCUUGUAGUGCUAUCUUCAGAUGGUGCCAUGUUAUGGCAGAGCUUUGAAAACCCAAGUGACACUGUGCUUGCUGGCAUGCCUAUGCGGACGACCCACAAGACGCGUCAACCAUGGCGGAUGGUCUCCUGGAAAGGCCCUGAAGACCCAUCAAAAGGCAGGUUCUCUGGUGGGAAUGACCUUAACAGCCCCCUACAGUAUUUUGUCUGGGAUGGGUCAGUGCCAUACUGGCGUGCUGCAGUAUGGACAGGCUAUGUAUACUCCAACAUGGGCCUCCAGACCGUUAGUUCACUUUUGUAUAUGACGAUUUACAAGGGUACUGACGGUGAGUCCUAUGCAACAUUUGGGCUAUCAGAUGGCUCCUCCAGGAUAUUGUACAAGAUUGACUACUCCGGAAAGAUGGUGCUGUUGAGAUGGAAUACCAGUUUGACAGAUUGGACCCCCAUAACACCCUGGCCAGCUUACCGGUGCAAUUUCUAUGGGUACUGUGGUGCAUAUGGCUACUGCGACAACUCAGUUGCAAUUCCCGCAUGCAAGUGCCUUGAUGGAUUUGACCCUAUUAACAAAACAGAGUGGGUCACAGGCAAUUUUUCUCAAGGUUGCCGGCGGAAGGAGGCACUAGAGUGUGGUGGAGGAGACGGUUUCUUGACCUUGCCGGCAAUGAAGGUGCCAGACAAAUUCCUACGCCUGUGGAACAAAAGCUUUGAUGAAUGCACAGCAGAGUGCAGCAGAAAUUGCUCAUGUCUAGCGUAUGCUUAUGCUAAUCUAAGCACUAGUAACAUUGAUGGGGAUACAACAAGGUGCCUGAUGUGGACUGGGGAGCUGAUUGAUGUGGCGAAGGGUGGCGACAUCGGCAACGAAGACCUGUAUCUCCGUCUUGCAGGCUUGUCAAGCAAAGGGCGAAUGAGCAUCAUAGUAAAAGUUGUACCAGCAAUUUCAGCAAGUCUGUUGCUGCUACUUUUAUUGGCAUGCGUUGUAUGGUUCCACAGGUUUAAAGGCAAACAUGACGAGAAAGGACGUCUGAAAGUGUGGGAUUUGAGUAUUACUGACGGACUCGGAGACGAAACUUGUGAAGUUCCAUUUAUUAGCUUUGAGGAAAUAGUCGCUGCAACGGACAACUUCUCUCUGUCCAAGUUACUUGGACAAGGUGGCUUUGGCAAAGUUUACAAGGGGCUCUUACAUGGAGACAAGGAAGUUGCUGUUAAAAGGCUGAGUAGAGGUUCUGGGCAGGGGGCGAUAGAGUUCAGGAAUGAAGUAGUCGUAAUUGCUAAACUGCAACAUAGAAACCUUGUCAGGCUUGUUUGUUAUUGUGUGCAGGGCGAUGAAAAGUUACUUAUUUAUGAGUAUCUGCCAAACAAAAGCUUGGACACCUUUAUUUUUAAUUAUGAAAAUAAGCUAAUUCUUGAUUGGACGACACGGUUUAAUAUAAUAAAAGGAGUUGCUAGAGGAUUACUCUACCUCCAUCAAGAUUCAAGACUGAUGAUAAUUCAUAGGGAUCUCAAAACAAGCAACAUUUUGCUAGAUGGAGAUAUGAAUCCCAAGAUAUCUGAUUUUGGCAUGGCAAGAAUCUUUGGUGGAGAUGAACAACAAGCGAAUACUAACCGAGUUGUCGGAACAUACGGUUAUAUGUCUCCGGAAUAUGCGAUGGAAGGCCUCUUUUCUGUUAAGUCUGAUGUCUACAGUUUUGGGGUAUUGGUCUUGGAAACUGUUACUGGUCUAAGGAUUAGCUCAACCGAGAACACCAAGGAGUUCCCCAACCUUAUAAUAUAUUCAUGGAGUCAAUGGAGAGAAGGUUUGUCAAAAGAUCUGGUGGAUCCAUCUAUUCUCGAGAGCUGCUCGACUAAAGAGGUUUUGUGUUGCAUCCAUGUUGGGCUCUUGUGUGUUCAGGAUGACCCGGAUGCUAGGCCAGCCAUGUCAACGGUUGUGUCAGUCUUGGAGAGUAGAAGCACACCAACUGCAACACCUGAUAAGCCGCUGUAUUUUUCUCACAGAAAUAAGAUGGCAAAGAAACGAGGCUACAUUCAUGAUUCUGUGGAUAGGAGGACUCUUACAACAGUUGAGGGACGAUAAUAGUUUAAAGCUUUUCACAGAGCAAUAGCAGGAAUUGCACCGAUAAGACUUAUCUUCGUUGCAAUUUUCUUUUCCUGGGGUCCUGUGUGUGUGAAAGUUCUGAUGCCUUGUGAAGUGUUUCUUCGACCUUUCUACGUUUGUUGUACUACCUGAAUUUGAUGCUUAGCCGAUACGUGAAAUUAUCUGAAGAAAAUAUUACUCUUCAUUUUUAGAGCAUCUACUUUCUUAA